AUGGACGCCUCCAAGAAUAAACGUCCGUCAGAUCGCGAAUCGGAAACCUUGUCGAAAAUCGAAUUACUCAAGACUAGUUGGAAAUACCAAGCUAAGGAGUUCUUCAACAAUAGUAAUUUACACGGAGUGCACUAUAUCGCCGAAAAAGAUCGACCUUUUCACGAAAAAUUCAUAUGGUUCAGCUUCAUCGUAAUUGGGUUAUUGGUGACGUUGGUUAUAAUAUCGUCGUUGUGGGAGAAAUUUCAGACCAGCCCGACCAUCACCGGAUUGGAUACGGAUUUUCAUAAAUGGGAUAUGCCGUUUCCGGCUGUCACCUUGUGCCCGCAGAAUCCGGCUGAUCCGCAGUUGGUACGAGAUUAUAUUUCCAAUCGCUGGGGUAAUGUAACGGAGGAUCGAUUUGAAUUCUAUCAAACUUAUCUAACCAGGAUUGCGAACAUUUCCUACGACACCUUGGAUACAAUGAAGGAAUAUUCAGGCGAAGUGGAUCUCUACAAAGACGAUUUAAGAGAUAUUCUAACAAAUGUGGUAAUCCCCUGCCAAGAUUUGAUAACCGAUUGCGAAUGGAAAAGCGACCCUUACGAAUGCUGUUCGGUCUUUUACCCGGUCUUGACAGAUCACGGAUUCUGCUACACAUUCAACUCGAAACACUACGAAGAUGAUUUUUCCGGUUCGAACAUCACAUCGAAGGAAGAUUUCCGAAUAAAAUACAUUUACGAAACGGAUAACGACCUGUCGUUGAAAUUCGACGUCGAAGACGUCAAAGACAACCCUGUAUCGCUUCGUCCCUCUACACCAUAA
Planococcus citri (citrus mealybug) is the source of this 798-nucleotide messenger RNA. RefSeq names its product pickpocket protein 28-like. The record is from RefSeq and is a predicted model, not a curated record. Gene Ontology annotation, cellular component: plasma membrane. Gene Ontology annotation, biological process: sodium ion transmembrane transport. The transcript is spliced from 6 exons. Gene Ontology annotation, molecular function: ligand-gated sodium channel activity. Bases 1 to 798 code for a protein of 265 amino acids. NCBI's taxonomy places the organism in Eukaryota, Metazoa, Arthropoda, Insecta, Hemiptera, Pseudococcidae.